CUUUACGUCUGCUGGCGUCAUGACGCCUCCAGUGUUUGGUUUCCGCGCCGCGCCGCGCCGAGCAGACAUGGAAACAGCAAUCAGCGAUAGCAAAUCAGACGAACAUCAAACAGAUGAAGGGAUGGAAGGAGACAGGUCCGUGUUAAGGUCUGACAGCGGGAGUGGGGAUGAUUCCCUGGAUGGCCUCCCGAACCGUGUCCCCCGUUGUCCUUUGACCCCGUCUUUAUCUCCACAAAAACGGGCCACGAGCCAGUCCAAGACCGAGCCUCCACUGCUGAGGACGAACAAACGGACAAUCUACACUGCCGGCAGACCACCUUGGUACAACGUGACCGGGACGACAUUCAAAGAGGCCUUUGUUAUUGGUCUGUGUGGAGGAAGUGCUUCGGGUAAAACCACAGUAGCCAAUAAGAUCAUCGAAGCACUGGAUGUUCCCUGGGUGGUCCUGCUCUCCAUGGACUCUUUCUACAAGGUGUUGAAUAAAGAACAGCAGGAGCUCGCAGCCAAGAACGAGUAUAACUUUGACCACCCUGAUGCCUUCGACUUUGAGCUGCUGAUCACCGUCCUCAGAAAGCUGAAGAAAGGAAAAAGCAUCAAAGUCCCAGUUUACGACUUCACGACUCACUGCAGGCGCAAAGAAUGGAAAACGGUGUACGGGGCCAAUGUGGUCAUCUUUGAGGGCAUCCUGGCCUUUGCUAACAAGGAGCUGCUGAAGCUCCUGGACAUGAAGGUGUUUGUGGACACUGAUUCUGACAUCCGCCUGAUACGGAGGCUGAAGAGGGACAUUUCACAGCGCGGGCGGGACAUCAGCGGCAUCAUCAAACAAUACAAUAAGUUUGUAAAGCCAGCAUUCGAGCAGUACAUCGAGCCCACGGUGCAGUCAGCUGACAUUGUGGUGCCCAGAGGUGGAGAAAACUUUGUCGCUCUGGAUUUGAUUGUUCAGCACGUCCACAGUCAGCUGGAGAAGAGGAAGCUCCGCUGGGAUAUGUCAGCUCUGGCCUCAGCUCACCAGGGGCAGCCUUUACCCAAGACCCUGAGCGUGAUGGAGAGCACGCCGCAGGUCCGGGGCAUGCACACCAUCAUUAGGAACAAGGAGACGAACAGAGACGAGUUUAUCUUCUACUCCAAGAGAUUAAUGAGGCUUCUGAUCGAACAUGCCCUCUCCUUCCUGCCUCUCAAGCCGGUGUCUGUGGAGACGCCUCAGGGUGGCAUCUAUAACGGCAAGAGGCUGAGCGGUAAAAGAAUCACCGGUGUUUCCAUCCUGAGAGCAGGAGAGACGAUGGAGCAGGCCCUGAUGGCCGUGUGCAAAGACAUCCGACUGGGAAAGAUCCUCAUCCAGACCAAUCAUGACACGGGUGAACCAGAGCUUCACUACCUGCGUCUGCCCAAAGACAUCAGUGAAGACUACGUCAUCCUGAUGGACAGCACCGUGUCCACCGGAGCCGCUGCUCUCAUGGCAGUGCGAGUGCUGCUAGACCAUGACGUAGCAGAGGACAAGAUCUUCCUGUUGUCCCUGCUGAUGGCCGAGAUGGGCGUCCACUCGGUGGCCUACGCCUUCCCCAGAGUCCGCAUCAUCACCACCGCGGUGGACAAGGAGGUCAACGACCAGUUCCACAUCAUACCAGGCAUCGGUAAUUUUGGCGAUCGUUACUUUGGCACCGACGCUCCGUCAGACUUGUGUGAAAGUGACGAAGGGAUGGACUUCUGAAGCGGGACGUGUGAGAUGGUUACCAAAGCACUUAGAGACAUGAAAACGCUGAACGAGGCUCCGUCACCCCUCGCAGCUCUGAUCUGCUCCGUCAACAUCCUCCUGACCGAGGAGGUGAUGCUGUGCCAAACACUUCCUGUUCACAUGGUUAGAACGUAGAUGAGGUCUGUGAGCGCUAAGAGGAGGUUCCCAUUCAGUCCAUUCCAGUUUUCCAAGUCUUAAAGCUUCCUGCGGGACGUGAGACGUUUUCACGCCGUUGUGAUUAUUCCACUGCAGCGUCAGGCUUUGAAGGUUCAGAGCUGACGCCGACGGUUUCGAAUUCACAUUCUGUCGGUUUACUGGAAGAGCCUUAAAAUCUCUGAGUUUCUUGCAGGAGUUUUGCACAGUAAGUCUCUUAGCCUUCACAGACCUGACGUUGUAAGUGAGUCACUGUUGAGGGGAAAAGUCCAGCUGCAGGGCGAGCUGGGAAGACGCGACUAGAGCUCGGCUCAGUUUUAAUGGCAGUUUUAAACACAUGUGCUUCAGUGUUCCAUCGACCCCCCUGCUAGUUAAUCAUCUAAUCAUUUGGUUUGCACAGAGACAUAAACAGAAAAGAGUGACCCGUCUUCUACUGCAAGUCACAAGUAUUCACUGUCGCUCAUCCUGUCCUGGUCAGCGUCGUACUGUGAAUUUUAUUUCUUUUUUGAAGCUUCAGUGAGAAUCAUCGGUGUGUUGCAGCUUUGCUCUGCUGAUGUCGCUGCAGCUGUCUGUACUGUAAAAUCCUGUGACCUCAGACAAGGAUUCAUACUUGAACAAGAAGACUGACUGAUGCUUAAGGGAAAGGCUCAAAUGUUGCUGGUUAAAUUGUUUUAUCUGUGAAGUAACCGAUGCCACGCAGUCUGUGUGAAUACUCGCCAGCUUCACGAUGUUUUCUGUCUGUUGCUCAGCAGCACAACUCGUUGCGACCGGAUUGGGUGUCCACCUUGAAACUGCUGAUGCUUUAGACCUUCUGCGCUGCCCAAUCUGUGGUGUCCUUAUAGCAACAUCCAUGUCUGAAGUAGAGCAGCUUGAACAGCUUAGCGGGUGUCAUGAAUUAUCAGACUCCCUGCAGCCAAUCAGAAUCGAGACAGAUUUGUUUUGUUUUGUGUGUGUGUGAGAGACUUUUCACCAUACUCACCCAAAAGGGUCAUUGCCGAUAGUCAAAGCUUGGGACGGACAGGAGAAGCAGGGGGACGACAUUCAUGCAGUAAUUCCUUUUAUUAGUUCCGAUAGCGUUUUUCAGUUAGUUAAAAGUUAAAACUCAACUACGAAACAUUUCACUUUGCUUUGGCUGCUGAUCUACUCAACGUAUAGCCAGCAUAUGCUUUGUAUCACGUUGUCAAACCCACAGUGUAAGAAUCACUCGUUACUCGCUGAGCUUUGAGCCUGGCUAAAAGAAAACGGUCUGAUAAUCUUCUAAAGCAGGAGACCGAAUGGCACCAGGUGUUAUUCUUACAGUCCAAGGUUGUCACUUCAAGCUAAACUACAGCACUUGUUAACACGAGACGAGUGGAUUCAAAUACACCUCGUCCUGGGCUAAAAGUCUGGAUGGCAUUUCAAGUGUGAACUGGUCGUAGACGAGAGGUUUUCUAGAGACUGAAAUGUCUGCUGCUGCUGCUUGUGGCCAGUUUUUAUGUUUUUAUUUAUUUAAUGUAUUAUCAUUGGCAGGGAUUCUACAUCUUUUGUGUUACAUCACAUCACUGCCACUUAGCCAAGUUACAUAGGCAAUAUGUUAUCACACUAAAGAUAUGCAAACACAUUCACUGUCAGGGUUGUUUUCACGCUUGGGCUGCAGGUUGGAGUCUCUAAAUGCCUAAAGCUCCUUCACUGCUUCCUUUCUUACCUCCUUUAGCAAUAGGGUACAUCCUUCAUGAAAUGAAAGGAGAUGAUGCUGUCCCAUAAUUCCAUGCGGUCUCACUCUCCUCAUGAAUUUCUUCUUCACACGUUUCCUUGACCUCGUGACGUUUUCCAUUGAGGUCAAGGAAAUGACACAAGACGUAAUGUUUUGUUUUUUGUUUUAACUACGACGCUCAAUAAUCCAGCUGCCUAACCAACUUUGUACAAGUUACACGUGUAAAUGACAACACAUUAAAACAACUUGGAAAAAAAAAAGUUCA
Scatophagus argus is the source of this 3843-nucleotide messenger RNA. Its product is annotated as uridine-cytidine kinase-like 1. The record is from RefSeq and is a predicted model, not a curated record. The transcript is spliced from 15 exons. Gene Ontology annotation, cellular component: cytoplasm. Gene Ontology annotation, molecular function: ATP binding; kinase activity. NCBI's taxonomy places the organism in Eukaryota, Metazoa, Chordata, Actinopteri, Scatophagidae. The coding region runs from base 20 to 1708 and encodes 562 amino acids.